Megachile rotundata (alfalfa leafcutting bee) is the source of this 6523-nucleotide messenger RNA. RefSeq names its product transcription elongation factor SPT6. Gene Ontology annotation, cellular component: transcription elongation factor complex. NCBI's taxonomy places the organism in Eukaryota, Metazoa, Arthropoda, Insecta, Hymenoptera, Megachilidae. Gene Ontology annotation, molecular function: DNA binding; histone binding; nucleosome binding. Gene Ontology annotation, biological process: nucleosome organization; transcription elongation by RNA polymerase II; transcription elongation-coupled chromatin remodeling. The record is from RefSeq and is a predicted model, not a curated record.
AAGCAAAGUAAAUCCUUUCCAUUUAUUUUUCCAAUUUAUUCUUAAAUUUUCUAUAAAAAUAUUUUUUUUCAAAACUUUCUGUAUUUGUAAUAAAAAAUGGCUGAUUACUUGGACAAUGAAGCGGAGGAAAGUGAGGAGGAGGAGGAACUGGAUAUAAACGAAAGGAAAAAACUUAAAAAAUUGAAAGCAAUGCAUGACAGUGACGAGGAAGACGAUGACGAAGAUGAGGGAGAAGUCCCAGGUCUUAUUGAUGAUAAUCCAAUUGAGGAUGAUAAUGAUGGUGAAGAUAGCGAUGGAUCAGAAAGGUCUGGAAAACGGAAGAAAAGUGAUGAUGAAGAUUUUGAUGAUCGUUUGGAAGAUGAAGACUAUGAUCUGUUAGAAGAAAAUUUAGGAGUCAAAGUUGAAAGGAAACGUCGUUUUAAGCGUUUACGUAGGAUACAAGAUGAAGAAUCAGAAGAGGAGGAAGACAGGGAGGCAGGUGACGAAAGAGAUGCAAUUGCUAAUGAACUAUUUACAGGCUCUGGAGAAGAAGAUGAGGCAAGAAGUGAAGUUAGUCAUAGACCUGAAGUGGAAGCAUUUGACGAAGAAGAGAGUGAAGAUGAAGAUGACUUUAUUGUAGAUGGUGAUGGAGUACCUAUAGCUGAAAAAAGAAAGAAAAGGAAACCAAUUUUCACAGAUGCGGCCUUACAAGAAGCUCAAGAUAUUUUUGGUAUCGAUUUUGAUUAUGAUGAGUUUGAAAAAUAUGGAGAAGAUGAGUUUGAAGAAGAAGAAGAGGAUGAUGAUCUUGAAUAUCUUCAUGAGUCGGGAGAAGAUCGACCUAGACGAUCGAAGAAGCUUCUUAAGAAAAAAAGCACGAAGAAAAGCAUUUUCGAAGUGUAUGAACCUAGUGAACUUAUUCGUGGACAUUUCACGGAUAUUGAUAAUGAGAUCCGCACUACAGACAUUCCUGAACGUAUGCAACUUCGUACUGUACCAAUUACACCAACAGCCGAAGGUUCUGAUGAGUUAGACCUUGAGGCAGAAUGGAUAUACAAACAGGCAUUCUGUCAACCCACGAUUUCAGUACAAGAUGCUCAUUUAAAUGAAGAAGCCAAAGAAAGAGCUAAAAAGGGUCCACAAACAGUCGGCAAAAUUAAAAAAGCUUUAGAUUUUAUGCGCAAUCAAAACUUUGAAGUUCCUUUCAUCUCGUUUUAUAGGAAAGAGUAUGUCCUGCCGGAAUUGAAUAUUAACGAUUUAUGGAAAAUAUACAAAUUCGACGCAAAAUGGUGUCAGCUUAAACAAAGGAAGGAAAAUUUAUUGAAAUUGUUUGACAAAAUGAGAAACUACCAAUUGGACGAGAUCAUGAAAAAUCCUGAUGCUCCGUUGCCCGAAAAUGUACGGAUUAUUAAAGAUGAGGACAUCGAGCGCCUUAGAAAUGCUCAGACUUUCGAAGAAUUGAAUGAUAUUUAUCGACACUUUAUGCUUUACUAUAGUCAGGAUGUGUCGGCGAUGCAAGAACAUACACGUAAAAAGGAAAAAGAAGAUCGGAAAAAAACUAGGCUUGAAAAAAGGAGGCAGCAAAUUGCGGAAGCUGAAGAAAAUGGGGAAGAACCUCCUGAAGAGCUUGUUGCUGCGGAAGAUGACGAUGAAGAGGCAGAUGAUACAUUAAAACAGCCAGUUAGGAAAGGCCCUUAUUUUAUAUGUAAGAAGGCUGGUUUGGAUAGUCUUGCUAAAAAGUUCGGUCUCUCUCCAGAACAUUUUGCCGAGAAUCUUAGAGAUAAUUACCAACGUCACGAAGUAGAUCAAGAACCACUAGAACCUACAGUAGUAGCAAAUGAAUUUUGUUCAACGACCUUUAAGACGAACGAUGAUGUGCUUAAUGCUGUACAAUUAAUGGUCGCGAUUCAAUUAGCACAUGAACCAUUGGUACGUAAGUGUGUUAGAGAAAUGUACAUGGAAAGAGCCAAAAUAUCCGUAAUACCAACUAAAAAAGGAAUAAAAGAAAUUGAUGAAAAUCAUGUACUUUAUGGAGUGAAAUACCUUAAAGAUAAGCCUGUACGAGAUCUCGUUGGUGAUCAAUUUUUAAAAUUAUUUAUAGCGGAACAGGACAAAUUGAUCACUAUUUCCUUUAGUGACAUUAUAGAAGGAAAUACUACUAACAACUACAUCGAUGAGAUAAAACAAUUGUAUUACAGAGAUGAAUUUAGUAAGAGUGUUCAAGAUUGGAACGCUCUAAGAACUGGUAGUGUUGAAGCGGCUUUAAAUCGUAUUAUUAUACCACAGUUGAAAAAAGAAUUACGAUCUAAUCUUUUAACAGAGUCAAAAGAAUGCGUCAUGAAGGCCUGUUGUCGUAAAAUGUAUAAUUGGAUUAAAAUUGCUCCGUAUACUUGUGAAUUCCCUGAAGAAGACGACGAAGAUUGGAAUACUAGUAGAGGAAUUCGCGUAAUGGGUUUGGCUUAUGUACCUGAUACAUCUCAAUCCGCUUUUGCGUGUGUAGUUUCUCCAGAAGGAGAAUGUACAGAUUACCUGAGGUUACCGCAUUUAAUGAAACGCAAGAACAGUUUUAAGGAAAAUGAAAAGAUGAUGAAGGAAGCUGAUUUGUUAGCGAUUAGGAAUUUCAUCGCUACAAAAAAGCCGCACGUUGUGGUGAUAGGUGGUGAAUCUAGAGAAGCAUUAAUGAUAGCGGCUGAUGUGAAAGAAUGUAUUACUAAUCUAGCAGAAGAUGAACAAUUCCCUACGAUUCAAGUAGAGAUAGUAGAUAAUGAGCUUGCGAAAGUUUACGCAAAUAGCAAUAGAGGUGUCUCUGAAUUCAGAGAUUAUCCAGAUUUGUUGAGGCAAGCUGUGUCUUUAGCAAGAAGAUUACAAGAUCCUUUGUUAGAGUUUUCACAAUUAUGUACUAUAGAUGAAGAAAUUAUGUGCCUUAAAUAUCAUCCUUUACAAGAUCAACUUCCUAAAGAGGAUCUUAUAGAGAAUAUUUAUUUAGAAUUUAUAAAUCGUAUAAACGAAGUGGGGGUAGAUUUGAAUAGAGCAGUACAACAGCCUUACACGGCAAAUUUAGUACAAUUUGUGUGCGGUUUGGGUCCUAGGAAAGGGCAAGCUUUGAUUAAGAUCUUGAAACAGACCAAUCAAAGACUAGAAAAUAGGACGCAGCUUAUUACAGCGUGUCACAUGGGACCGAAAGUUUUCGUCAAUUGUGCUGGAUUUAUUAAAAUAGAUACAAAUAGUUUAGGGGACAGCACAGAGGCAUAUGUGGAAGUGUUAGAUGGAUCCCGUGUGCAUCCAGAAACUUACGAAUGGGCAAGAAAAAUGGCAGUAGAUGCUUUAGAAUACGAUGACGAGGACGCAAAUCCUGCUGGUGCUCUAGAAGAAAUCCUUGAAUCACCAGAAAGAUUGAAGGAUCUGGAUCUAGAUGCAUUUGCAGAAGAGCUUGAGAGGCAGGGUUUUGGAAACAAGUGUAUUACUCUUUAUGAUAUAAGAGCUGAACUGAAUUCUAGAUAUAAAGAUCUUCGAGUACCUUAUCAAUCUCUAAGUGCUGAAAAACUGUUUGAUAUUCUUACAAAAGAGACUCCAGAAACAUUUUACGUUGGCAAAUUAGUCCUGGCAACGGUCGUUGGAAUAACUCACAGAAAACCACAAGGAGAUCAACUGGAUCAAGCAAAUCCUGUUAGAAACGACGAGACUGGUUUAUGGCAAUGUCCGUUCUGUUUGAAAAAUGAUUUUCCCGAAUUGUCCGAAGUAUGGAACCACUUUGAUGCUGGUGCAUGUCCAGGAAAAGCAACAGGAGUUCGCUUGAGAUUAGAUAAUGGGAUAUCUGGUUACAUUCAUGUGAAAAAUUUGUCGGAUAAACAUGUUGCUAAUCCAGAGGAGAGAGUGCGCGUUGGUCAAGUAAUUCAUUGCCGCAUAAUAAAAAUAGAAGUGGAAAGAUUCAGUAUUGAAUGUACUAGUAAAUCAAGCGAUCUUCUUGAUAAAAACCAUGAAUGGCGACCACAAAGGGACGUUUAUUAUGAUACAGAGGCAGAGGAAAGAGAUUUGAAAGUGGAAGAAGAUGCUAAAAAGGUACAGCAAAGGCAGACCUAUGUGAAACGUGUCAUAAUUCAUCCCAGUUUUCAUAACAUAAGCUUUGCUGAAGUUGAAAAAUUAAUGCAAACCGUGAAACAAGGAGAGGCGAUCAUAAGACCAAGCAGUAAAGGAUCUGAUCAUUUGACAGUAACGUGGAAAGUUACUGACAAUAUUUACCAACACAUUGAUGUAAGAGAGGAAGGCAAGGAAAACACAUUCUCCUUGGGUCGUAGUUUAUGGAUUGGCAGUGAAGAAUUUGAAGAUUUAGACGAAAUUAUUGCAAGGCACAUCAAUCCAAUGUCUGCAUAUGUUUCGGAACUUUUAGAUUUUAAAUAUUAUAAAUCAAAUGUCGAGGGUAUCAAGGAUAAAGCAGAAGAAAUUUUAAAAGAACAGAAAAAACAAAAUCCUGGUGGAAUACCAUAUAUUGUAUCUGCUGCUAAGAAUUAUCCUGGAAAAUUCAUGCUUUCGUACUUACCACGAACUCGUUGUCGUCAUGAGUAUGUAACCAUAACACCGGAUGGAUUUCGAUUUAGAGGUCAAAUGUUUAGUAGAGUAAACGAUUUAUUCCGUUGGUUCAAGGAACAUUUCAGAGAUCCUAUACCUGGGCAAAGUACACCGGGUACUCCACAUGGAGCUAUGACUACCAGAACACCGUAUAAUGGUACUCCAGGAGUUAAUGGAGUAAAUUCGGACGCGAUACAAAGGGUGGCACAAAACAUGCCACAUCAUAUGCUGCACUCCCUUUCUAAAGUAGCGAAUCAGACACCACACCAUUAUCCACCAUAUACUCCAGGAGCUGCCAGUGUCACUAAUUACGGAUUGUAUGGGAGUACACCUUAUACACCUUCUGGACAAACUCCAUUUAUGACUCCUUAUCAUACUCCACACCAUACACCUCACCAUCCGCAAACGCCCAGUCAUUCCCAAGGACCGUUUUUGCAACCAAUUCCUCCUGCCAUGAAUGCAAAUUCCCACAGAACUGUCAGAUCUCAUAGAGCUGUCUCUUCUACCGAUGAUGCAACGAAUUGGUCAAAAGCUGCAGAGGCAUGGGCACGUUCAAAGCAAUCCACUUCUAAAGAAUUCAAUAUUACUUCAAGAUAUGAUGAAUCUAGAAAAACACCAAGAACUCUGGAAGUCUCUAACGAAAGAGCGACUCCACGUAACAGAACCCCUUCUGCUCGUACACCGUCGUACAAAUCUCCUAGAGGAACUCCGUUCACGAAUUCUAGUCCUCGUAGUAUGUCUCUUAGCGGAGAUGGUACACCUUUAUACGAUGAAAGUUGAGGCAAUAAUAUGAUCUGCGUUUAGUUAGGACAAUUGGUUACCUGAAACUAUAUUAUAUUUUAUAUGCAAAGAGGAAGGAUAAGUAAACUGAAACAGUUGCAAAUGAUUUUUAUUUUUAUCAGUGAAUUAUUCUCUACAGCAUUAAGUAUUUAUUGCAAGUACAAGAUACAUUUUUUUAUCGUUUCUUUCUAAAUAAUUUUUUUAUAAUUUUGCAAUCAUGAUUCGAUUCAAUAUGUAAUUUAUGUAAACAAGAAGUGAACAAAAUCUAAUGAAACAUUUUAUGUUGCAGAAAUGUCCAGGAUUCUUUUCUCACUAUACAUAAUAUUUAGAAUAUUCUACCUCAAUGAAUUUUCAUUUUCAAACAAUAAUAAUACACUUAUAUAUAUAUAUAUGUGUGUUUGCUCAAUAUAACAUAACUAUCAUUUAGUUCUAUAAAUCAUGACAAUGAAGAUGAGAACGCUGCCCUAUUCAAGAAAUAUAUACAUAUAAGUUGUAUUUGUACAAUAAUCAAUUUGAUACAAAUGUAUUACUAUAAGCAUAUGCAAUUUUGACGUAUAUAUUUUACUAUGGGAAAUUAGUAAUAUUAAAAAUAUAAUAAGUAAAACGUCUUCUUCUUUAACCAUUAUUGCUUCAAAAAGUUUACUUAAAACAAUGUAUUAAUUCAUUUAGUUUCAAAAGUUCUUAGCAAGUAUUAUAUUUUACUGUUUUCGUAUUAAAAUAUGUAGACAGGUAUAAAUGUUUUGUUACAUUAGUUUGACCAUUACAGUAAAUAAUAUCAGUAUGUAGUUUAAUUUGGAAACCUAAUCGGCAAACGUUAGGUAAACAAAAUUGUAUAAUUUGGAAUAGUUAGCGACGAUGAAAUUAGGGACAAUUAGUUGAAGUAUAAACGAAUACAUAGUGUCUUGGAAAAGCAUCGAAACCAGUUAUAACGACUCGACCAUAUUUGGAAUACAUUUUUAUAUUCUUAUGGUCGCACAACGGUCACAACUUCCCACACGUUGGUACGCACGUUACCGGAGAUGCAGACACAUGAUUCAUCCAGAAUGAAUCUUUUUUAAAUGGUGUGACCGUGUGGUAGUCAAAAAUACGCACAUGUAUAUUGUAACAAAGCGUCUGCUAUUGUAACAUAUAUAAUGUAGCCAUUUAUUACAAGUUAUUAUAUUUGUAAAAAUUGUGUAAAAUAUAUCAUGAUGAUUAUAAA